This is a messenger RNA of Piliocolobus tephrosceles (Ugandan red Colobus), 886 nucleotides long. Its product is annotated as protein FAM204A-like. The transcript is spliced from 2 exons. The record is from RefSeq and is a predicted model, not a curated record. Bases 131 to 832 code for a protein of 233 amino acids. Lineage: Eukaryota; Metazoa; Chordata; Mammalia; Primates; Cercopithecidae.
UCUGCCUGUUUUGGGAUUGGAGUGGGGCAUUGCCACCAGAAAACCUGCAGAAUUCCGGGUUGUGCAGCCAAGCAGGAACAGGUGUACCUUACUAGACCCAUCCUCUUGCAAUCUUGGACCUUAAGGAAAGAUGUGGAGUGGGCUGCUACCUCCUGGCCUAAAUGAAAGUGAUGCUGAGUCAAACUCUGAAGAUGAAGUUACGUUGGAGAACUCUGGACUUACCUUACAGGAAGAUAAACAGGAUGAGAGUCUCAGAAAAACAGAAAUCAUAGGUUUCUCAACAGAUGAACCAAAAACUGAAACAGAGUCAAAUGUAAAUGCCUAUGAAAAGUGUCCUUCUGGAACUCCCAUAGACAUGUGGAAUACAUUUCAAGAAUUGCAUAAAAAACAUUCUGAACAGAAAAGCACAACCUCAAGAUUCAGAGGGAAAAAAAGAAAACGCUCCAGAAAAGAUAAAUUGAAGAAUGAAAAAGAAUCUCAUAGUGAACCAUCCUCAAAUGAAACCCAAUGGAAGGAGCUUACUCAGUAUUUUGGAGUCAAUGAUAGAUUUGACCUGCCUGUUAAAAGGAAAAAAGUUGAGAAGUCAGGCCUUGAAAAGAGAAUAGACCAGGCUGUGGAGGAGUGGAAUAUUGAGAAGGCUGAGGAACUUAGCAACCAGUUAGCUACUCAAGAGCUUGGUGUAAAAGUUGCCAAAGCAGUUGCCUGCCACAACUUUGUAAAAGCCAAAAAGGAGGUUGAAAAUUCACAGGCUGCCCGAAAAAAGAAGAAACUCACAUGGGGGUUUGAAGCAAAGAAGAGAUGGGAAACCAAAAGCAACAUGGGAUACAUGUAACUUGCCAGAAUGCUUCAAGACAUUUGUAGACUCGGAUGCUCAAUUUACUGAGAA